GCAUCGAAAAAAGCAUAGCGACCAUCUCCCUGGAAACAGCUGCCCAACACAUUCCCACAGAUAGGGUUAGUUAUAAAAAAUAUUUGACGUUCCCCUUUGGGACUGGAAUAUAUGCUGUCGCGGUGAAUUUAUUUUGUUUAGACAAUCUCGAUUCGCCUAUUUUAGGUACACAGAGAUAUAUUAGACAUUAGGUUUAGCGCGAGAAUUGACGUAUCCAGCCAUAUUGUUUGUUGCUAGCUGACUUUGCCAGGAAGCCUUUGCUGUUGCUAGCUGACUUUGCCAGGAAGCCUUUGCUCGAGCAAGUGAAUAUUAUUUCACAAUGUCAAUGGAGGGGUUGUCAUCAUUCCAGAAUCUACAAGCGCUCUCUGCCCUCUUAUCCACGCAGGACGAGGAUGAUGAAUAUAAUUUUAAAAAUAUGACAUCCUCAGCCGUAAUGGGACCUGGAGAUAUUGGUCUCCCAUCACCUGCUGCCAACAAAUCAGCCUACACCAAGAAGGACAGUAAAGCCAUCUGGAGUGAGGAGGAGGUGACAGAGGGGUCGCAGUUUGAUGACCUCACAGACACCCGGCCAAAGCCUGAGUAUGACAUAUUGCUGAAGCAGAAUGUUGGGACAGAGGAUGUGUUUCUUGGGAUGAGCAGAAAGGAUCCCUCUUCCAUGUGCUGUGACAGCAUGCUGGUGAAAAUCAAACUGCCAGACACCAAAGCAACAGAUGUAGUCUUGGAUGUGAAGGAGAAAUUCCUUGAUCUGCGAACGCCAAACUUUAAACUGGGCCUACACCUUCCUCACCCGGUCCACAGUCAGGAGGGAAAAGCCCAGUUCUACAGUGAAAGACAGGAGCUGGAGGUCACGCUACCAAUGAACCGCCUCAUGGAUCAAAUCAACCUGCAACGUUGAGAGAAAGUUAGGAGAAAGGAAAAAUGAUUGAGGAGCAAACUGAACUCAAGAGGAAAUUAAGCUAAUCUUGGAGGACACGUGAAUGUGGUUAUGGGUUCCUACCUACCUAUGGGUUCCUUCAGUUCCUACCUACCUCACCUGUGCACAGGUGAGAGCAGAGCCUCCGUCUUCUGUCAUGAUGCAGAAGAGAUGGGUAUUGUCCAUUUCUGCCGCUAUGGAUUACUUGUUUGUUUGAAGAGUUCCAUGGUUUUCAUUAUAAAGUCUGACCAUUUACUCUGUUCAUGGAAUAUAUUGUCUGCAUUUCAAUAAAUAAAAUGGUUUGGUUUAUUUUCA
Molecule: messenger RNA, 1228 nt
Organism: Coregonus clupeaformis (lake whitefish)
Lineage: Eukaryota; Metazoa; Chordata; Actinopteri; Salmoniformes; Salmonidae
Gene: dnaaf6
Product: dynein axonemal assembly factor 6
Exons: 6
Coding region: 320-895 (191 amino acids)
Biological process (GO): flagellated sperm motility; axonemal dynein complex assembly
Cellular component (GO): cytoplasm
Molecular function (GO): dynein intermediate chain binding; protein-folding chaperone binding
Source: RefSeq, a predicted model, not a curated record